AUGCCGCUGUCAGCGCAGCUGCACAAACUGCUCUGCGUGUGCCACAUUGUCAGCUACUUCGAUUACCAGAAGAAAGUGUGCCAAUUGCUGUGCUUGUACAACCUGCGAUACAAUGAGGACACCCAGAAGUUCGGCUUUGGACAUCAGCUGUUCAUAUACUUCGUGUGUUUCUGGAGCCUCCUGUGUCUUCCGUUUUACCUAAUGUUUCUCGAUGGCUAUGUUAUCGAUCGAGGUAGCCUCUUUAUCUACCUGCUGCCCUGCAUCUAUUACAAAUAUCUGGAGAGCUCUAUGCUCGGAACCUUGAAUGAGAUGGCAAAAGUUCACAGGAAGCUGCACUCCACAUUGGGAACUAUGUUUUGUGUGUCCGUCAAGCGGGCAUAUUGCUGCUCCUGGCUGAUAUCCAUUGAACUGGUGUUCGUUAUCUACUGGCAAAUUGAGUCCUUAAAGAAUGACAUCCAGCGUUUGUUUGUGUUCUCCUGCCUAUUCGGCUGGCAUCUACAACUUCUCCUCCUCGUUAAUAGCUACAUUUGGCUACAGUCCAUCUACGUAGUUAUGAAUCAGAUUUUCACUUUAAAUCAGCUAACGAAUGAAGAGCACUGGAAACGGUUCAGGACUGUAAUAAAACAGCACGGUACCGUACAGCAAAUCCAACGAGAUAUAUCUCAUUACUUCAGUGUGUACAUGUGUUCCGUAGUCGUACUUUUAACAAGCAUUUUCUACCGAGCUGUUUCUGAAGCUGGUUUCGAUUGGGAUCAGAGGCGAUUGGUGUUGUUGAGAUUGCAGUUUUGGCAUAUAAGAUACUUUGGAAAUCUAGUUCUCCUCAUUGGCACACUACUUAUGGUUCUUUGCGACUAUAAAUCGGAGAGAAACAAGUUCUUAAAAGCUAUGUGGAACACCCAAGACCGGCUCCAAAUAACAUGGAGUAGCAUAAGUUCAAAUCGCUGUAAGCAAACCCCAGAUGUUCUCGAUUUAAUGAUACUGACUGGAAAUUCAUAUCGAAAUAUGAUAUGCACGACCGUUACUUUGUGGGAACUGCGGAUCAAAAAGGACAUUGUACUCACACUUGAGACAGCCUGCUUCAUGAACUACUUCUUCCUGCUGAUGCUCACCGUUUGCUUAGUGCCUAUUAUAGCUAUCGCGAACGGAUUUAAGAUAGACUUGGAGCAUAAGCUUUUAAAUUACGCAUUCUAUGAAGUAUAUUCAAAUAACUCGGAUCCUUUAAGUCUAACUAUCGACAAUUUAACAAUGUAUUCCUAUGUCCUGAGCCAUGCGCUGGAAUAA
Molecule: messenger RNA, 1281 nt
Organism: Drosophila teissieri
Lineage: Eukaryota; Metazoa; Arthropoda; Insecta; Diptera; Drosophilidae
Gene: Grl62c
Exons: 2
Coding region: 1-1281 (426 amino acids)
Source: RefSeq, a predicted model, not a curated record